This is a messenger RNA of Liolophura sinensis, 1209 nucleotides long. Its product is annotated as adhesion G-protein coupled receptor D1-like. Gene Ontology annotation, cellular component: membrane. The transcript has a single exon. The record is from RefSeq and is a predicted model, not a curated record. NCBI's taxonomy places the organism in Eukaryota, Metazoa, Mollusca, Polyplacophora, Chitonida, Chitonidae. Gene Ontology annotation, molecular function: G protein-coupled receptor activity. The coding region runs from base 1 to 1209 and encodes 402 amino acids. Gene Ontology annotation, biological process: G protein-coupled receptor signaling pathway; cell surface receptor signaling pathway.
AUGUCGCGCCUGAGUUUUAACACAAUUGCCUAUGAUAAAAGUCCUUGUCAAUCUGUAAGUCGGGUAGAUUCUGACGGUUUAUUAGAUUUAUCUCAUUUGAAUUGCACGACUAAAGUGCAAGUUACAAAAGAGGAAUUCGAAAAGCUUGAAAAUUCUCAGAAAUGCCAAGGGAACACGCAUGAGCACACAGCUGACGAUCAAAAUGUCUGGAUUUGCGCAGAUUUGUUGAGAGAUAAGAAAGAGGAGAGCAGUGACUGCGUUGCAGCACGUGAGAACGAAAAGAGAGUAGACUGGGGAGAGACGUUUGCUACUGUUGUGUGUACGUCAAUCUCCCUGGCCGCACUAGCAAUGACACUUAUAUUCAAACUUGCCUCUCACAACAUUUACUCCUUGCCCGUUAAGCUGAUGAUGAAUUUAAUGGCAUCAUUGUUUAUCUCUCAGGCGCUGCUGCUCCUCAUGGCCAUCGACAACCAGGCCUGGUGUACCUCCGUGGCCAUUAUGUCUCACUACUUUUGGUUGUCAACUUUCUGCUGGAUGUUCAUAAGCGCCAUUCACAUGUACAAAACAUUCUCCUGUUCAGCCUUUGCCGCACGAGGAAGUUUAGAUUCUAAACACUGCCUGAUGGUAUAUAGUAUUGCUGGAUAUGGCUCACCAUUGUUAAUUGUAAUCCCAAGCGUUGUCGUCGAUUUCUGCGCAUGCCUAGGAGGAGACAUUUCCAUUGGCUACGGUCGCGAAGUGUGCUUUAUCAGUGAGCCAAUCGCCAACAUCGCGACAUUCGCGGCACCCACAGCGUUGAUCAUUUUCAUGAAUCUCAUCUUGUUCACACGUACUUUCUACCAGAUAAAGAAAACGUCAAACGCGGUGGAGUCCGUGCAGGCUGUCCACAUUAACAGCUACAAAAUAUUCCUCAAAAUCUCCAGUCUUUUCGGUUUCACUUGGAUAUUUGGCUACAUAGCCAUGCUCACUAGUAAUAAAGUCAUCUGGUAUAUUUUCACCAUCGUGAACAGCCUUCAGGGAUUGCAUAUUUUCAUAGCUUUCGGCAUCAGAGACGGAAAAGAUGUGCUCAGGAGGAUGGUUUCGAUAAUUCCUUUCGUGCGGAGGGAAUCGACUAGAAAUACAAUGUCUGACUCUUGCCCAGCACAUAUACCACAAGGCUGUAGCGUUCAGACACUCUCUGCGUCCAUCGAUGACAUUAGCACUAAGCUAUAA